AUGUGGUUUCAUGAAAUGGCUUCACAGCGGUCUUUCCCUGAAGAUGACUUCAGUAUCUACUAUGUCCUUGCAGAGCGCACAGAUCACUAUGACCCAUGCCCAGUUAAUGAAGCUGAAGAGAACCAGCCCCAUCUCCAGGGGGUGACUGGCCUGCGGAACCUGGGCAACACAUGCUACAUGAACGCCAUCUUACAGUGUCUCUGCAGCAUCUCACCACUGGUGGAAUACUUUCUCUCGGGAAAGUACAUUAACGCUCUUCAAAAGGACUGCAGCGAGGUUGCCACUGCUUUUGCCUAUGUGAUGACAGACAUGUGGCUUGCCGACUGUGACUGUGUCUCACCAGAAAUAUUUCGGUCAGCUCUUGGCAACCUCUACCCAGUAUUUAUGAAAAAGACACAGCAAGAUGCUCAGGAAUUCUUGAUUUAUGUCCUGAAUGAACUUCAUGAAGCUCUGAAAAAGUACCACCGGAGAAAAUCAUAUGAAAAAAGAUCCAUUCCAAGAUACUGCAGGAGGAUGAUCGCCAAUGAAUCCUCCAUCAUCACCCGGCUGUUUGAAGGGCAGCUCAGUUAUAGCAUCGUAUGUUUAAAGUGUGAGAACUGCACCUAUAAGAACGAAGUUUUCACCAUCAUCUCCCUCCCCAUUCCAUCCAAAUAUGAGUGCUCUCUUCAGGACUGUCUCCAGUGUUUUUUUCAACAAGACACAUUGACCUGGAACAACCAGAUUCACUGUUCCUUUUGUGAAACCAAGCAAGAGACAGCUGUGAGGGCCAGUAUUUCCAAAGCGCCAAAAACAAUUGUCUUUCACCUAAAAAGGUUUGACAUUCUGGGUACAAUGAAAAGGAAACUGAGGACAGAUAUUCAUUACCCGCUCACUAACUUGGACCUUACUCCUUACAUUUGUCCAAUUUUUCGGAAACAUCCUAAAUAUAACCUCUGUGCAGUGGUGAACCACUUUGGGGAUCUGGAUGGUGGCCACUACACUGCUUUCUCCAAGAACUCAGUGACCCAGGCCUGGUACAGCUUUGAUGACACACGAAUCAGUGAGAUUCCAGAUACUUCAGUCCAAACUGCUGCAGCAUAUCUCCUGUUCUACAGCUGUCAGCCCUUUUCUAUACCUACACAAAAGUGCAAGAGCUAA
This is a messenger RNA of Budorcas taxicolor (takin), 1137 nucleotides long. RefSeq names its product ubiquitin specific peptidase 50 (gene USP50). Gene Ontology annotation, molecular function: cysteine-type deubiquitinase activity. The transcript is spliced from 7 exons. Lineage: Eukaryota; Metazoa; Chordata; Mammalia; Artiodactyla; Bovidae. Gene Ontology annotation, cellular component: dendritic spine; extrinsic component of endosome membrane; postsynaptic density. Gene Ontology annotation, biological process: protein K48-linked deubiquitination; Ras protein signal transduction; endosome organization. The record is from RefSeq and is a predicted model, not a curated record. Bases 1 to 1137 code for a protein of 378 amino acids.